AAUUUUUUUUCGCCGAAAAUUAGCUAAUUAACUCAUUAUUAUCGUCGCCUCUCCUUUCGAACGCAGAGGCAUCAACCCCAGAAGAACAAAUUCCCAGAAGGGCAGCGAAAGGGCGAGGAAGUCAAAACCAUGGAGAGAUCAUCAUCAAUGAGUCUUGGUUUGGUCUUGUUAGGCUGCUCGGUGAUGGCGACGAUGUUGAUGGGAUCGACGAGCGCAGUGCUUCACGUCGUCGGGGGUCGUCAAGGAUGGGACGUGCCCGAUAAUGUCACCUUCUACCAAGAUUGGGCCAGACCUAGGACCUUCGGCGUCGGCGACCAACUCAUUUUCCCAUACAGGCCAGGCUCCAACAACUUGCUGGUAGUCAAGAAGAAGGCCUACGAGACAUGCGACAUGAGCGACCCCAUCAAGAUGUACUACAUGGGCCCCACCAUCCUCAACCUCGCUGCCGUCGGCGACUACUACUACGUCUCCUCCUCCGGCAGGCACUGCGAGCACGGCCAGAGGCUCCACGUCACCGUCGGGAACGCCCCGGGCUCAUCCGGGGUCAAAUUCCCCAUCAAGCUCAACUGAGCAGCCCCUGCUCCUGCUCCCGUGCUCGUCCGCCGGCACCGCCGAGAAGGUUAAGGGCGGUUCCCGGCAUUUUGUCGACCAUCUGGCCUUUGAUGGUAGAGAGAUCCUAUUAAUAUUUGCCAUUGCUAAUAUUGGCACAAAUAAUAAAGCUUGUGGGUCUAAUAAGAUGCUUGUAGCUUUCUUCCUGGUCAGGAAGAAAUUAAUCCA
Molecule: messenger RNA, 777 nt
Organism: Syzygium oleosum
Lineage: Eukaryota; Viridiplantae; Streptophyta; Magnoliopsida; Myrtales; Myrtaceae
Product: stellacyanin-like
Exons: 2
Coding region: 130-570 (146 amino acids)
Cellular component (GO): plasma membrane
Molecular function (GO): electron transfer activity
Source: RefSeq, a predicted model, not a curated record